AUGGCCUCCGCCCAAGUCAAUGGCUUCAUUGGGAUGCAAUAUUCCCGUGAUGGUAGUGACUAUGAAAAAGGCGACUACAAAUUCUUCAAUGAGCAGUACGCGACUUCAUCUUACAUCGAUGUACUUGAUUCAAGCGGGAAACCAAUUCACGAUCUGAAUCCAGCUCACAUCCUAAGACCAAAGGAUGAUGACGACGUCAAGGCUGUCAUUGAAUAUGCGGUCAAAAACAAAGUCGGCAUCGCCAUCAAGAGCGGCGGUCACCAGUACAGUGGCGCAUCUUCUUGUGGAGGCAACAACGUGCAGCUUGAUCUCAGCAACACGUACAAAGACUUGAAAAUCCAUGACGUGAACAUCUCAGACAAGUCUGAAAUUCAUGUCGCUGAUGACAGAGUCCUUGUAUUUGCUGGUGUUAGCAAUCAGCUGCAGGACUUCCUAGCGUACUUAACCAGCCAUAAGCUAUUUGUUCCUACCGGACAAUGUGCUUAUGUAUGCCUUGGUGGUCACGGCCAGACAGGUGGUUAUGGACAACUUGGUCGCAGCUUCGGUCUUCUUGGUGAUUAUAUCGUCGAUAUUCGUUUGAUCAACCACAAAGGCGAGGUCGUACAUGUCAACCAAGGUCGGGAUGCUGAACUUUUCAAUGCUAUUCGUGGUGGCAGUCCUGGAAACUUUGGUGUCGUCACUCAUUACACUAUCUCGGCAUUGAAGGCCAAGAGCUACAUGGGGAUCGAGAACACGAUCACGACUACCAACAAUCCAAAGCCAGAAAAGUUCCAAGGACCUCAUGGAAUCAAAGCUGCCUGGAUUUACAGCGAGAAAGUCCUUAGGAAUCUCUUGAACAUUGUCGCCAAGAUGUCCGAUGAGGGCACCGCACCCCGCGGGUUCGACCUUUGUGUCAAUGUUCUCAGCACGGACUUUGACAUCACGAAGCUGUUUCCUGCUCUGAAAACCGAUGAGGAGUGGAAAGGCGUCCAAGAUGUGAUCUCCAAGUUACCUGGGCCCGUCAAGGAUCUGUUGAAUGGCAAAUUGCCCCCUCUUAUCGUUCUUUACGCUCAAUGGUGUCCCGUUGGCGAUCAGCAGAAGUAUGACGCAAGCGUUGAUGCAUGGUUCCAGCAAUUUCGAGAAUUGAAGUAUUUUCGCAUUCAAUUCGAUGAAAUUUCAGCAGACAUGUCUGAUAUGGUGGGACACUGGUUGUUCCCCAAACGCAGAGAGUUCCCGCGGCCGUAUGUCAAGCGAACCUAUGCCACCAACUCGAAAACUCUCGGCAAAGAUGGUUGGGUUGACACCCUAGUCGAGAGACUCAGCAAGAUCUGCAGUCCUUAUGAGAAGCUGGACGAUGCGAACCAGAAGCCGGUGGAUAAUCCACUGUACGAUAAUUGUAAGAUCUCAGCCCAGAUCCAGUGCUUCGGCGGAGACAAUUCGAUGUUCUACAACAACCGCAACAACGGAGCCGCCUAUAGUUGGAGAGAUUCUACUGUUCUCCAGACUGUGGACUGUUGGUAUCUUAACAGGACCGAUCCAAACUAUAAAAAGUCGCUGGAACUCGCAAACGAAUGGCAACAAAAGAAUGACAGCGUCAUGAUUGGUGCCAACAGCUGCUUUAGCAAAACCGAUAGGCGCGUUCUUUGGGGCUCUUGGGGUGAUUGGGAUAUGGCUAAGCCUGAGGUCUGGAAGACUUAUUAUGAAGAUGAGGCUAAGUAUCAGAGUAUCGGCAAGUUGAACGCCAAGGAUAGUCAGAUAGCACUUAGCCAGGUUAUUCAGUCUUUAUAA
Molecule: messenger RNA, 1767 nt
Organism: Fusarium mangiferae
Lineage: Eukaryota; Fungi; Ascomycota; Sordariomycetes; Hypocreales; Nectriaceae
Exons: 2
Coding region: 1-1767 (588 amino acids)
Molecular function (GO): oxidoreductase activity; FAD binding
Source: RefSeq, a predicted model, not a curated record